AUGGCGGAGACCGUACGGAAAGUUUGUAAUAUUUGCAGGUUUUGUCUAAGCCAGAACGAGGAGCAUUUGGUACCCUUAGCAAUAAUAAUCGACGAUACCUUCACCAUUCAAGACGUAGAACAGUUUACCGGUGUACAGGAUUUGGAAAGUGGAAACACAACGUACAUGGUUUGCAAUUACUGUGACGACAUCCUGAGCAACCUUUGCAGGUUUUGUUUAAAUCGAGACGAAGAUCUCCUGCUCCCGCUAUCAGUAAUAACGGAUGCUUCGUUCACCGUCCAGGACGUGGAGCAGUUCACUGGUAUACAGGAUCUAAGCGACGAAAGCCAAACGUACGUGGUUUGCAAUGACUGUGAUAAUAAACUGCGCAAAUCGGUAUCAUUUCGCAAUGCCUGCAUCAAGAAUGACGCCCACUUCAGGGAGUUGUGCCUGGAUGUUGCCGAAAGCCCGGAAACCGAGUGGUGUGAUGAUCCUGCCAGCAACCUCCAGCCGGAAGAGAGCGUUUCGAGCUUUGAGUUUGUCGAAGUAAACAAUCGUAGAAAGCGGAAUGUUAAAGGGACGCGCAAGGACGACGGGAAGGACAAAGAAUCCUUGCAGGAUGUACAGCUGGACCAGCUCGAAGAAACCUUAAACACGAGAGGCAUCGAAAACGACGACCAUCUUCGUUAUUCGGCGAACAACAUCAGCCUUGGGCAACCGUUUUCCAGUGGCGAUGAGCAAAAUGAAUCCCAAACAAAGCUCCGCAAUAGGGCAAUCAUAACAGAGAACCUGCGGCGUUUAAGGACAUCCCACACGCAGCAAAUGGAAGACGAACAAACUGCGACGAAUGUGGCGGAUGAAAGCGAUUCCAACAACGGGCCGCAGAAGUCCUGGAAAGCAACGAAACAUCAGCAGCUGUGUGAUAUUUGCGGGAAGCUGGUACACCAGAUUAACGCCCACAUGCCGUUCCACACGAAGGAAGCCGUACACGCUUGCCCACACUGUCCCGUCCGAAUGACGAACCACGGAAAUCUGUACCGCCACGUGCAGGCCGUCCAUCUCAAGCGGGUGAUAAAAACGUGCGAGCUGUGUGACAAAGGAUUCACCAGCAAAGGUUCCUACAGGUCGCACAUGCGGGCUCGUCAUGGAAUCGGCGAAACGUACGACUGCAAGCUGUGCUCGAAGUCCUUCAAUCACCCGGGAAACUAUCGUGUGCAUUUCAUGCGUUGCCAUAGCGACGAACGGAAGUUUACGUGCGCGACAUGCGGCAAACAGUUCAAAGAGAAACGCGACCACCGGAACCACCAGCGAGUGCACUCGGAUGACAAACCGUUCGUGUGUGGUCUGUGCCCGAAAAGCUUCAAAAGCGAGUACGCGAAGAAAACGCACGAGCUAACCCACAGCGGGGUCGUCUUUGAGUGUACGGUCUGUGAUAAAACCUACCGGUAUAAAUGCCUGCUGAGUAACCACAUGCGGAAGGAUCACCCCACCGUGGUGGCACCGGAAAUGGCAGAAGCUACCGACGAGCUGGCACCUGACAUGCAAUAA
Anopheles nili is the source of this 1527-nucleotide messenger RNA. RefSeq names its product PR domain zinc finger protein 5-like. Bases 1 to 1527 code for a protein of 508 amino acids. The transcript has 6 exons. The record is from RefSeq and is a predicted model, not a curated record. NCBI's taxonomy places the organism in Eukaryota, Metazoa, Arthropoda, Insecta, Diptera, Culicidae. Gene Ontology annotation, biological process: regulation of transcription by RNA polymerase II. Gene Ontology annotation, cellular component: nucleus. Gene Ontology annotation, molecular function: zinc ion binding; DNA-binding transcription factor activity, RNA polymerase II-specific; RNA polymerase II transcription regulatory region sequence-specific DNA binding.